Molecule: messenger RNA, 1749 nt
Organism: Eremothecium gossypii ATCC 10895
Lineage: Eukaryota; Fungi; Ascomycota; Saccharomycetes; Saccharomycetales; Saccharomycetaceae
Gene: DPH2
Product: 2-(3-amino-3-carboxypropyl)histidine synthase
Exons: 1
Coding region: 1-1749 (582 amino acids)
Biological process (GO): protein histidyl modification to diphthamide
Molecular function (GO): 2-(3-amino-3-carboxypropyl)histidine synthase activity
Source: RefSeq, marked provisional
AUGUCAGAAGCUGCAUUGGUGCCCCCCGCCCUUUCUACCAAUCAGACAGAAGAAACAUUCAACUUUCAGCAGUAUGAGCUUUUGAGGCAGGACCGUGCGGCACACCUGGGCCCCGGCAUCACAGACUUGGCAAGCCUAAAGGAACGUAUCCGGAGCUACUAUGCGAUAGAAAGCCUGGCUGAUCAUUUAAACUCUCAUGCUGAGUAUAGGAGUAUCACUCUUCAGUUCCCCGAUGACCUGCUGUUUGAUUCGGCGCUCGUGGCCGAAGAACUGCAGGCCUUAUUGCCCGACCUACAAUGUGCGAGAACAGAUGCGCCUGCACAGGCAGACACUACGUGCAGCUGUGGCACCCAAAAGACAUGCGCUGAUUCGAAGGACUCUGCUGACGGCAGGAAGAUCUGGAUAUUGGCAGACACAGCAUACAGCCCUUGCUGUGUGGACGAGGUGGCUGCGGAGCACGUGCAAGCAGAUGUGGUAGUGCAUUUUGGAGACACCUGCCUGAACCCGGUUGAGACACUUCCGGUCGUCUAUAUCUUUGGCGAACCAUAUCUGGAUCGUGCGAAGGUAAUAUCUCUGUUUACUGAGCGGUAUGACAAGGACGCGAAGGUCUGCCUGAUGGCCAACGCUCCGUACUCACGCCACUUAGAAAGCUUGAGCGGCGAGCUAUCGCAGCUGGGAUACUCUAACCUUGUAUUCACUGAUGUGGCGCUUCCUGACACUCCUAAUGCGGCAGCAACCAUCCUGGGCGUGUCCGAUUCACAUCCUAUAUCCCACAAGUUGUAUGCCAGCGGCGAUCGGGUGUACUACGGAGCAAAGGAGCAACUGUUAUGUGAGGAGCAGCUGCAGUCGUUCGAACUGUUUCACAUUGGCCUGCCGCCAGACCCUCGGCUGCUCUUCCUCUCUACUAAAUUCCAGGGCGUUACAGCAUAUGAUACACAGAAACGGCAGAUAGCAAAGGGCCCCUUCCCCGCUAUGAUGAGGCGCUACCGCUUCAUGCACGUUGCGCGCACAGCCAGCACCAUCGGCAUACUGGUGAACACCCUAUCACUGAAGAGCACGCGCUCGCUGAUCUCUUCGCUGGUGGAGCUCAUCCGCAGCUGUGGCAAGAAGCACUAUAUGUUUGUGGUCGGAAAGCCGAACGUCGCCAAACUGGCCAACUUCGAGCCCGUCGACGUGUGGUGCGUUCUGGGCUGCGGUCACGGCGGCAUCGUGUUGGAUCAUGCCAAUGAGUUCUACAAGCCGAUAGUGACGCCCUACGAACUGACUCUUGCCCUGGCGCCAGAGUUAUCCUGGACUGGCGCUUGGGUUGUUGACUUCAACACCGUCAUCGAUGGGAUCAGUGCAGAUCUAGGCCUGCAGGCCGGCGCUAUACCUGCGGAAAAUGUACCGGAAUUCGACGCCGUCACAGGUAAGUACGUCGGGAAUUCGCGCCCACUCCGCGAGCUCAACCAUCUGGAAAUUGAGAGCCCCCAAGAAUCCAUCACGACAGGCUCUACGGAGCUAGUCAAGAAGUUCUCGGGUGCCUUGACCAUCGGUAGCACCGUUUCUACGUCCGCGCAAUUCCUACAGGCGAGACAGUGGACGGGCUUGGGUAGCGACUUCAACGCAGAAGAUAGCUACGAAGAAGAGGGCGCCACAGUAGAGGAGGGCCUCUCCGGAGUCGCCAGAGGCUACCAGUACGAUGUAUCCAAUGCCGAGCAUACCGACGCUGACGUGCCUAAAACGUCCGGCCGGGUAAUGAAUACGUAG